Messenger RNA from Danio aesculapii, 1698 nucleotides. RefSeq lists its product as uncharacterized. The record is from RefSeq and is a predicted model, not a curated record. Lineage: Eukaryota; Metazoa; Chordata; Actinopteri; Cypriniformes; Danionidae. Gene Ontology annotation, cellular component: cell junction; plasma membrane. The transcript is spliced from 7 exons. Bases 59 to 835 code for a protein of 258 amino acids. Gene Ontology annotation, biological process: positive regulation of hippo signaling.
CUCAGACACUGCAGUAGAUGCUAGGGCUUGGCUGCUGCACUAUACAAUGCGCUGAAAGAUGGUGCACCAGGAGAAAUGUGUUUACCAGGCCCAGAGGAAUGAGAGGGAGUCCAUUAGGCAGAAGCUGGCCCUCGGCAGUUUCUAUGACGACGGACCGAUUACCUUCACUGGCUGUAGCAAGAGCGGCAAAAACUGCCUGUCCUCACGUCUUCAGAAUGGGGUGAACCUACAGAUGUGCUUUGUGAAUGACAGCAGCAGUGACCGGGACAGUGAUGCAGAGGACAGCAGAACAGAGACCAGCCUAGACACCCCAUUGUCACCUAUGAGUAAACAGAGUUCCUCUCUGUCAGACCGGGAUACAGGAGAGGAAGACCUAGACUCGGAGGAUUCAGAGUUCUGGCGGCUCCAGCGGCGGCUGCAGGAGGAGGCGCGUGUGGCUCUAGCUUUGGCCCGUCCCAUGGCCCGCAUGCAGGUGGAGGUGGAGAGACAGAUUCAGAUACACAGAAGGUCUCCUGUGGCAGACCUGUUACCACAUCUGCCACACAUCAGUGAGAGUCUGAUGAAGAGGAAUCUGAGGCCUGUGGACCUGAGGGAUAUGAGUCUCGGUCAGUUACAAGUCAUCACCAAUGACCUGCAUUCUCAGAUACAAGGUCUGAAUGAGGAGCUGGUUCAGCUUUUGCUAAUGAGAGAUGAACUACACAUGGAACAGGAUGCCAUGCUGGUAGAUGUGGAAGAUCUAACCAGGCAUGCGCACAGCCAGCAGAGGCACAUGAUGGAGAAAUCUCUGGGCAAAGGCAAAUCAGCUUGCCAUGGUGGCUGUGGUUCUCCAUUCUAAAGACACAGAGAAUAAACCCUUGCCUGUCACUAUACGAAGAAGCAAUGUACUAAAUGUAGAUCCCUUUUUUCCAACUAGUCGUGUGUGUGUAAAGCUUUGUGUGGAUGUAUGUUAUUUAUACAUGCUGUGUUCAUGCAUGCCGGCACCUUGGGAAGUUUUAGUUCCUUGUCACUGUCCAUCUGGCUCGCUCGGUCGGGGUCUGUGGAGCUGUGACAUUUGAACUGAAUCAGUUUUAAUCCAACUAGAACUACACUAGAAUUCUACCCGCCUGACAUGCUGAAUAUGUCCCACAAAGUGAAAUGUUAUGGCUUUUUUCCAUGUUCAUAUGUGUAAAGAGGCUUUGACACAAUCUACGUCGUGUAAAGUUAUAUAUAAAUAAGAAAGAUUUAACUUAGCUAAGGGUUAUAUAAUAAAUAUAUUAAUACUGAAGGAACAAUAUGAAUCAGGAUGGCAUAUUUUCUUCUACAGAAUGUACACUUUGUUUCAGGAUACUCUACACUUAAAAAAAUUAUUUUUACUGCUUGUUCAUUUAAAAUGAGUUAAAACAACACAAUUCUUAAGGUUUUAACUUAAUUGUUUUAUGUUAAAUCCACUUAAAUUUGUAAAAAAAUAUUAAGUUAACAUAAUUGAUUUGUGUUGUAACAACAUGAAGGAAUUGUGUAGAACAAAGCGUUUUAUUACAUUGUAAUUCUCUCUGCACUGACCAAAACAAACAACUUCAAUAGACAGCUAAUUCACCCAAACAUUUAGUGAUUCAUUAACAGAGUCAUUACACAACCGUGUGAAGAUGUUUCUGGUUUUGUCCUGAAAACUGCAAAUAAAUCAACACUGUUUGUCUUUCGCAGUAUUGACAAAUAUAUAUA